AUGCCCGAGACACCACCCUCAUCCGGAAACGCCACCCGUGUCACCCGCUUUACCACGACCAACGCCAGCACAGUCGAGAGAAUCAUCACCGUCGACCUCUCUCUCGAAACGCUGGACCAAGCUACAAGUCGCGUGAUCAAUACAGACCCCAACUUUAUCGACAAUCAGAUUGUUUCCAAGAAGAGGGAUAAUUCGAGGCGGGGUACUAUCACUUAUCAGGCUAGGGCUUGA
Molecule: messenger RNA, 231 nt
Organism: Cryptococcus amylolentus CBS 6039
Lineage: Eukaryota; Fungi; Basidiomycota; Tremellomycetes; Tremellales; Cryptococcaceae
Exons: 1
Coding region: 1-231 (76 amino acids)
Source: RefSeq, a predicted model, not a curated record